AAAUAAAAAAUAAAAUAGCCCCAUUAGUAGACUACAUAAGUAACUUAUCCUCUACUUCUCUGCAACUCUACAUUAUAUCCUAACAAAACUGUUGUUGUUCUGGAAAAUUGCUCACGGAUCGCGGAUAUUUUUCGUUGCAACAGGCAAAACAAUAAUCAUAUGAUCAAUCAAAUUUGGCACACGUUACCUGAUUUUUAAACAGUGUUGGAAAACAACAAAUGCAGUACUUCAAGACUUUUUCCUAUUUACAGAUGAAUCAUUAUGCAACAUAUCAUACUCCAGUUUCAAGUGAACAAAAAUGAAUUCUGGUGAGCUCAUUUAGACCUAUACCUGCACUUUCCAUGGCUAACUUCGCCUUGCAAGGUCCUGUCUUCACAAGCUGUUGCAACAUCUCUCUGAAAUCCAGUAUCCUUGAAUUUCCAUUUCAUUCAUCAGCCUUUCCCAGGGCUAGUCCUAAAUCUUCCUCAUGUUUUGUUCCUCGUAUUGUGCCCACCCUUAUUAAAGAAGCACGGAAAGAUUGCAUGGUAAGAACAUUGUCUCCAAGUGAAAAUGUCACACCAAAAACAGCUAUUCCAGCUGUUCAGGAUCCUCUGCAAAAAGGUAAUGCUAUUUCAAACUCAGAGAUUGCAGAUCCGUCAAGGACUGCAACGAGAAAGAAAGCUGGAGGGAGUACAACUUUGAUGGAGGGUAGUGGGAGCAAUGUAGAAAUAAAGAAUAGAAGAAAGAAAACUCCUAGAAGGCAAGAUAACAGUCUUGAAAUUAAAGAAGAUAAUGAAGAUGAUAAUGGUGAUUUUGAAUAUGAGUGGCCACCUUUAGUAUGCUGUUUUGGCCCUGCACAAAAUGAGUUUGUUCCCAUUGUCAGGGUAUCGGAAAGACAAAUGGACAAAGACAUGUAUUCCACAUGGAAAUCCCUGCAGUGGAAUCCUCCAGAGUUUGCCAGGGCACCAGGAGGAUCACCAUUUAGCGUGGCUAUUGCACUGGCCAGGUUGGGAGGUAGAGCAGCAUUCAUGGGUAAAGUAGGAGAUGAUCCUUUGGGUUAUUGGAUGGUUCAGACUAUGAAUAAGGAGAAUGUCCAAACUCGUGGUGUUAAAUUUGACCCUUAUGCAGCAACAGCAGUUUCUUAUAUGAAAUUAACUUGCUCAGAUGGGAAAUUUGGAAUGGAGUGCAUCAAACCAUGUGCGCAAGAUUGUCUCCAUAGCUCUGAAAUAAACAUUGAUAUAUUGAAAGAGGCUAGGAUGUUUCAUUUCAAUUCCAUGGCUCUUCUUGAACAACCUGCAAGUACUCUUUCUGCAAUUAAAAUGUCAAGAGAGUUUGGAGGAGUUAUUUUUUUUGAUCCAAACCUACCUAUGCCACUUUGGAGAUCUCGUGAUGAAACAAGAAGAAUUAUCCAGGAAGCAUGGAAUGAGUCCGAUGUAAUUGAGGUAACCAUACAAGAGUUGGACUUCUUACUUGACUAUGAUUAUUUUUACAAAAAGAGGACUCAUAAGCACCAAUACUAUUCACAAGAUUUCAAUGACGCUAAGGGGAGGAGGAGGAGUUAUCAUACUACAAGAGAAGAACUUUCACCAUUAUGGCAUGAUAACAUAAAGAUUCUUUUUGUAACUGAUGGUACCAUUCGGAUACACUACUACACACCAACAUUUGAGGGUGAAGUGAUGGGGACAGAGGAUGUAUUGGUCGCUCCAUAUACAUGUGAUAGGACUGGUGCGGGAGAUGCUAUUGUAGCAGCUUUAAUCAGAAAACUGACCACACAACCAGAGAUUUACAAUAAUCAAGCUGAAUUAGAGAGGCAGUUAAGAUUUGUUGUUUGUGCAGGAAUUAUUGCACAAUGGACUACAGGUACUAUCCCUAGUUUUCCAACCGAAAGUGCAACACAGGAGCUGAAGGAGCAGGUAUAUGUAAAAUCUCUAUGGUAGAGCGAUGAGUAUCAAGUCACCGCUGUUAACACUCUAUGGGACCUGUAGUACCACAUUUUCUUUCAUCCGUUCUCUACAUAUGAUUGGUGGAUCGAUUGCAGAUUUAUAAAGUGUAGAAAGCAUAUCAUUUCUAAUAGAGGAAAAUAUUUACGUAUCUUACUCAGAGAGCAGCAGUUGCUUGUAAUUCAAUGUAUAGGGUACACAUCUGCUCAAGUCACCUCAUCUAUCAAAUCGUAUAGGUAAGAGUCAAAUUCACCGUUUGAGUUGUUUGACUAGGUGGAUUAAGUGUUGAUCCAAGCAAAACAAGAUAGCUGUUCCAAACGAGAAAUGUUUGCAGAGAUCAAUUGAUUGUUGCACUUGUAUUUUUCCC
This is a messenger RNA of Cryptomeria japonica (Japanese cedar), 2286 nucleotides long. Its product is annotated as fructokinase-like 1, chloroplastic. The transcript has 7 exons. NCBI's taxonomy places the organism in Eukaryota, Viridiplantae, Streptophyta, Pinopsida, Cupressales, Cupressaceae. Bases 342 to 1916 code for a protein of 524 amino acids. Gene Ontology annotation, cellular component: chloroplast nucleoid. Gene Ontology annotation, biological process: chloroplast organization; plastid transcription. The record is from RefSeq and is a predicted model, not a curated record.